This is a messenger RNA of Phytophthora infestans T30-4, 1113 nucleotides long. RefSeq names its product protein kinase, putative. Gene Ontology annotation, cellular component: cytoplasm; autophagosome. The transcript is spliced from 6 exons. The record is from RefSeq and is a predicted model, not a curated record. Gene Ontology annotation, biological process: autophagosome organization; autophagy; protein autophosphorylation. Lineage: Eukaryota; Oomycota; Peronosporomycetes; Peronosporales; Peronosporaceae. Bases 1 to 1113 code for a protein of 370 amino acids. Gene Ontology annotation, molecular function: ATP binding; protein serine/threonine kinase activity.
AUGAGCAGUGCCACCGGGCAGACAAUCACCGUGUGCGGCAACGUUUUCCGCCUGGUAGAAACGAUCGGCCGCGGCUCCUACGGCACCGUGCACAAGGCCAUCAAUUUGUCGUCAGGGGCAGCUGUGGCUGUCAAGAUGAUCGGUAAGGACAAAUUGCGACGGCCACACGAGCGUCAGAGCAUCGAGAAGGAGAUUGAGACGAUGCGGGUUGCCGUGGAGCAGUUCGAGAAUGGUCACCCGCAUAUUGUACGCCUUCUGUGCACCAAGGAGUCGCAGCAGCACAUCUUCAUCGUUCAGGAAUAUUGUGCUGGCGGAGAUAUUGCGCAGCUGAUGAAGACCAGCAAUGGCUUAACAGAAGAGCAGGCCAGACUUUAUAUGUCACAGUUGGCGUCUGGGCUGCAGUUUCUCCGCUCGCAGAACGUGGUGCACCGUGAUCUGAAGCCUGCCAAUUUGUUGCUGUCCUCGCGGAAUAUGGCGACGGCCAAGUUGAAAAUUGCGGAUUUCGGGUUUGCGCGAGAGUUGGAGUCAGAGAUGAUGGCUGAGAGUGUCGUGGGGUCGCCGCUCUACAUGGCACCGGAGCUGUUGGAGUACAAAAGCUACGACGCCAAAGCGGACUUGUGGUCGGUUGGUAUCAUCCUGUACGAGAUGCUGGCGAACGAGCACCCGUUCCUCGUGGUCGACAAGGUCCACGCCACCAACCACCUCGCACUGCGACGCAAUAUAUACCGCUAUUUUGAGCGCUACGGCCACGUUCGAGUGCCGAAGAACGUCAAGGUCUCCCCCGAGUGCGAGCAGCUGGUGGAAGCGUUGUUGCGAGUAGACCCACGCAGAAGAAUUUCGUUCGAAGAUUUCUUCCGUGCUCCGUUUCUGCUGCCACCAGCUCCGUCCGAUGCUGACGUUGUAGCAGACCAUGCGAGUCUGGAGAGCUCGGAGACGAAACAACCUCUUGUUGCGGAGAAACUUACGUGGGCCAUGCGGUUCGGUCGAGAGCGCAUGCCGCCCUUGCCCAUCUUUCCGACUGGAGUAGCCAUUUCCAUGUCGUCGACACCGCCAUUUUGCUCCAUUCGAGAAAGUUUCUCUUCGGCCCGCUGUGCUUGCAGCGUUACAUCUUGA